UUGUCCAGGAAAAUAUUACAGUUACAAAUGUAUUAUUACAGCAUUAACAUUUAUUUGCAUAUUUUGACGUCUUUAAAGAAAAUAUGAUACAUUUACCGACCCUAUUUUAGCUUAAAUAGUUAAAGAUUUUCUUUUACUUUUGGUUUUAUUUAGCCAGGAAAUACUUUUCUUUCAAAAUAAAAUAAAAUGGAAAAGCAAGGAAAUAAAGAGCGCGACACCGCCCUCUUGUGGUCAACCGGUAUCAAUGCACCCAGGUUCAGGCAGGGUCAGUUGGUUUUAUAACCAACACCCAGUAGGGGGGAUUUAAGUACUCUGGCAUUGUGGGUAAUUGCUCUGGGUUGCUCACAAAAAUAAAAAAUAUAUAUAUUCUUUUGAGAUGCUUUUAGUUUCCAAAUUGAGACUUUAUCAUCCUAGCUUGUUUUAGUGUGUGUAAACAGCUGUUUUAUGAACACAACAGACAUCAAUAAAACUAAAGGGUUUUUGUAAGAAAUAUAUUUUUAUUAUUAAAAGAAAAAGUAGGAAGAUUAAUAGUUUCAAACUGAUUUUGAGCUUGUUUUCUUUACUGCACAUAUUAUAUAAGGAGGCAGCUUUUGAGAAGAGUAUAGACUCUUCUAGAAGGCAAAGUGUGGCUACUAUAUCUGGCAUGGUAGCCCCCCUUCCCAUCCCCACACCCCUCGACAGGCUGCUCAAAUAUCACACCAGAAGAAACUUCUGUGUCCCGCUCAUUCACACAGACCAACAUGACAGAACCAGGGAGAAGUGUUCAGGAACCCGAGGUCAAAUCCAUGGCGUUCAGGUCUCAGAAGGAGAUGUUUGAGAAGAUGGAGGAGUCUUUUAAAGUCUGCGCUCACUGUGAAAAACGACCAGAUCAGCUGUCAGGGUCACGGAGCUUAAAGCGCUGUGCCAGAUGUCUGAAUGUUUACUACUGCUGUAAAGAGUGUCAGAAAGAGGACUGGUCCAAACACAAGAAGUUCUGCUCACAGUUGCGUCAGGCGGCCAUCGAUAGAGUCGUGGAGUGGCUUGUGUUUAAAGGAGAUCUUCCAUUCCCCACUGACAAAUGGUCAAAGCCCCAGUCGGAGGUCAAAGGUUGGGACGACUGGCUUGUCAUGCAGGGAGAUCUCAACCCACGACUGGAUCCCAUCGUAAACGGGGAAAAUAUGAAGAACUUGUGGACUGACGGCAGGCCUCAGCCCAGCGAUGAAGAACUGAGGCAGUCCCUGUGGAGGGUCUGCAGUGAGUUCUUCUCCAGACCCCUGACGAUAGCCUGGGGAAUGAGGCUGUUCGGCCUCGACCCCUGCUCCAAACCCCUCACCGUCCAUCUGGUGGGAGCGGGCCACAACGAGACGCUGGCGGCCCGACUCACUGACUACGACGAGCUCAACCACAUGUUUCCUGGCCACCAGGGCAUUGAGAUCGUCAUGGUUGGACCGGAGGUGGUGAACGGCCCCAUUGUGAGGCCUCCUCUGAGGGCGUUCGGCCCCAAGCAGAGGGUCUACAUCAGCGCCUAUAAGGGCCUCUACCAUCAGUUCUGGGAGGAGGUGGUGGAGAAGGAGGAAGCGGCCAAACCGGAUCUGGUGGUUGGAUUUCAUCCAGGCUUUGAUGCCAGUCAAGCCUUAGACGAGGGCUGGCUUCCCACACUUCUGCUCCUCAGGGAUUACGAGAUUCCUUCUCUUUUCACGGCUCUCAGUGAGACAGAGAUGACCUACUCUCUGCAAAUCCUGCUGGAGCUGGAGAUGGACAUGAAGGGCAGUGGAGCCAACCCCUUUGGGUCGCUGAAGCCAGAAGUGGUGGGCUCGUCUCCCAACAGGCCUCCUGUCUACUGCAACUCGCACUACUUCUGUUUUCAAGGCCUGUUGGAAACUGUCGAGUUUGAUGAACCAGAGGAAACGACAACUGCAUGAGUGCUUGUUUAUAGUUUAGAUAUCUUAUUUUUAUGUUACAAAUGUAAAAAAUAUGAAUAAUAAAUGUGUAAGUGUAUCUAACAUUAACCAAUGAUCUUUUAAUUCCUCGUCUUUAU
Molecule: messenger RNA, 2017 nt
Organism: Oryzias melastigma (Indian medaka)
Lineage: Eukaryota; Metazoa; Chordata; Actinopteri; Beloniformes; Adrianichthyidae
Product: putative protein MSS51 homolog, mitochondrial
Exons: 6
Coding region: 741-1901 (386 amino acids)
Source: RefSeq, a predicted model, not a curated record